Messenger RNA from Argentina anserina (silverweed cinquefoil), 1924 nucleotides. RefSeq names its product cytochrome P450 84A1. Gene Ontology annotation, molecular function: heme binding; monooxygenase activity; oxidoreductase activity, acting on paired donors, with incorporation or reduction of molecular oxygen. The record is from RefSeq and is a predicted model, not a curated record. The transcript is spliced from 2 exons. NCBI's taxonomy places the organism in Eukaryota, Viridiplantae, Streptophyta, Magnoliopsida, Rosales, Rosaceae. The coding region runs from base 63 to 1613 and encodes 516 amino acids.
AAGUUUCAGUUUCAGCACUCACAUUCAUUCAUUUCUUUCUUGGGUGUUGAAAAUAUAGAACCAUGGAGUCUCUUGUACAACAAGCCUUACAACAACCCGCGCCUAUUGCACUACUCUCCGUCAUCCCUGUUAUAUUUCUCCUCGGCAUAAUUUUCCGGUCUCGACGGCGCUUACCUUAUCCGCCGGGACCUAAGGGCCUGCCCAUCAUUGGCACCAUGCUGAUAAUGGACCAGUUAACCCACCGCGGUCUGGCCAAACUAGGCAAAGCGUACGGCGGCAUCUGCCACCUCCGCAUGGGGUUCUUGCACAUGGUGGCUGUCCAGAGCGCUGAAGUAGCUCAGCAAGUCCUUCAAGUACAAGACAACAUUUUCUCGAACCGGCCGGCGACCAUAGCUAUCAGCUACUUAACCUACGACCGUGCCGACAUGGCUUUCGCUCACUAUGGACCCUUUUGGCGCCAGAUGCGAAAGCUGUGCGUGAUGAAGCUCUUCAGCCGCAAAAGAGCCGAGUCGUGGGCGUCCGUAAGGGACGAGGUCGAUAGAACAGUGAGAACUGUGGCAGCCAACACCGGUUUGGCAGUUAACAUCGGCGAGCUGGUAUUUUCCCUCACCAAGAAUAUCACAUACAGAGCUGCGUUCGGGAGCAGCUCGAAAGAAGGGCAGGACGAGUUCAUUGGGAUACUGCAGGAAUUUUCCAAGUUGUUUGGGGCAUUCAAUAUUGCGGAUUUUAUUCCUGGUCUCGGGUGGUUCGACCCGCAAGGGCUUAACAAGAGGCUAGUAAAGGCUCGUGGGGCACUUGACAAGUUCAUCGACACCAUCAUAGACGACCACUUACAGAAGAACAAAACGUCGGGGAGUUUUGACGAAGGUGAAACUGACAUGGUGGAUGAGUUGUUAGCUUUUUACAGUGAAGAGACAAAAGUGAAUCAGUCGGAGGAUAAUUUACAAAACGCUAUCAAAUUUACCCGAGAGAAUAUCAAAGCCAUCAUCAUGGACGUAAUGUUUGGCGGCACAGAGACGGUUGCAUCGGCGAUAGAAUGGGCCAUGUCGGAGUUGAUGAAAAGCCCCGAGGAUCUGAAGAAGGUCCAAAUGGAGCUCGCAGAUGUUGUUGGCUUAGACCGCAGGAUCGAAGAAACCGACUUCGAGAAACUGACCUACCUGAAAUGCAUACUCAAAGAGACACUCCGGCUGCACCCGCCGAUCCCUCUCCUCCUCCACGAGACGUCGGAGGACGCGGUGGUCGCCGGCUACAGCAUCCCCAAGAAGUCACGAGUGAUGAUCAACGCGUGGGCGAUUGGGCGUGACAAGGACUCAUGGGAGGACGCCGAGAGUUUCAAACCCUCGAGGUUUUUGAAGGAAGGAGUUCCGGACUUCAAGGGUAGUAACUUUGAGUUCAUUCCGUUCGGGUCGGGCCGGAGGUCGUGCCCGGGGAUGCAGCUGGGGCUGUACGCGCUGGAGCUGGCUGUGGGGCACUUGCUUCAUUGUUUCAGUUGGGAGUUGCCGGAUGGGAUGAAACCUAGUGAGCUUGAGAUGAACGACGUGUUUGGACUCACGGCGCCGAGAGCGAGUCGACUUAUCGCCGUGCCGACUAAAAGGGUCGUGUCUCCACUUUGAGUAAACGAGUUUGAUUUCAAGCAUACGUAUGAUCGACCAAAAGACGUCGGAAAAGGAAACUCAAAAGCCCAUGCAAUUAUAAAUAUUUUGUGAAGAACCCAGAACAAGAAAUAAUGUAUUAGGGACGACUGAAAAGAAGACAUGAUUUGAAUUAUCUUCCAUUGUGUAUAAGCACUCCCUUUCUUUUGGUUGUGGUGGAAAUUAGUCUUGGAUUUUCAUCUUUUUUUUGUUCUUUCUUCCAUAUAUACUUAUUCUGUUGUAUUCAAAGAACAAUGCAAUAAACUAGGGUGGAGUGGAGAGUUCGUACAUUA